UGAAAAUUGAUCCAUUUUCAAUUUAUAAACUGGCCCUAUUGCCUAGCAGUUCUGCCUUUACAAAGAAAAUAGUGAAGUUAUACAAGGGCACAGGUUAAACUACAGAAGCUGUCUGCAAACUGAGAGUUAAGCUAGCUGCAUUUCUCAGAAUGGCCCUUCCUUGUGAGUUGAUGGAUGAAGUACUCUGUCGUGUCCCUGUCAAGUAUCUUCUUCGUUGUCGUUGUGUGUCGAAAGAAUGGUGUUCUCUUAUUGAUAGCACUGCGUUUAUCAAGAAACAUCUCAAAACAACCACUGAGUGCAAUGCUCCUGGUGUCAUUCUCACUGGGAAGCAGAGCCUUUUCUUGACUGAUCUCGAGUCUCUGUCUGCUGAUGAGGAAGUUGAUGGUGUGGAAUUAAGAGAUCCACUUAAGUCUGUUUUCCCUGAUGCUGACUUUGUGGGUGCUGGCAAUAGCUUGCUAUGCUUUUGUAAGAAAAAUGCUUGUAAGUUUUUGAUAUAUAAUCCAGCCACCAGGAAGUAUAGAAAGGUACCUGACAUGCCAUCUAUGUUUGCACUUUGUUUUGGCAUGGCAACGGCUACCAAUCGCGGGUUUGGCUAUGAUCAUGUUAAUGAUGAUUACAAGGUUGUCAUGAUUGCGGAUUUUUGUGGUAUGUUGGUCAUAGUCUACAGCCUGAAAUCUAAUUGUUGGACACAGAUUCAUGAUGUUCCUAGUGACAUUCUGGUUUAUCCCUCAUCCCAAAAGGGUAUGUUUGCAAGUGGAGCUCUGUAUUGGUUGGCGGCUAAGAAUCAGCCGGAUGGCUGUUUUAUAGUUCUUGGUUUUGAUCUUGGGCCGGAACAGUUCAAGGAGCUCCCUUCUCCGGUUGCUCGUGAUGGGGAUUUUUAUUUUGCUGAUGGAGGAUCCCUGUGCAUCCUUGAACAAUGCACCAAAUCUCGUACUGAUGUAUGGCUGAAAAAUAAUUAUGGGGCGGAGAAUCCCUGGUACAAAGCAUUUGCGGUGGAGAAACCUUGUGCACUUGGAUCCUUUAAGGCUUUUAGACCUAUUGCUUUUUCAAGGAGUGGCAAGAAUGUGCUUUUAGAGGUGGACCAGGACCGCACAAAACUGUUGUGGUAUGAUCUUGUAAAGAAGGAAGUAAAGGAUACUAGGAUCUAUGGGAUUCCGAGCAAGUUUAGUGCACAUCUAUACAGAGAGAGUCUCUUGCAACUGACUGAGAAUGUGCGGCGGCAGAAGCCAUCAAAAGACAAGAAAAAGAAGAAGCAGGAAAAGAAAAGGAAGAAAGAGAAGAAACAACAACAGAAAAGAGAUGAUUUUCUUUCCAAGGGAUUCAAACUGAAGCUAUAAAAAGAUGGACGAGUCAGAUAACAAGGAAGGCAACAUAGUCGGGCGACAAGUAGGGUUGUGGAUCUUUCGGAACAGAAGGGAGUUAACCAGUGCAAUUAAUAUAGUUAUGUAC
This is a messenger RNA of Daucus carota subsp. sativus, 1449 nucleotides long. Its product is annotated as F-box protein CPR1. Bases 150 to 1337 code for a protein of 395 amino acids. NCBI's taxonomy places the organism in Eukaryota, Viridiplantae, Streptophyta, Magnoliopsida, Apiales, Apiaceae. Gene Ontology annotation, molecular function: protein binding. The record is from RefSeq and is a predicted model, not a curated record. The transcript has 4 exons.